AUGCCAAAUUUAAUUGGACAAGAGACACAAUUUGAUGCAAGACAUCAAUUACAAACAUUUAAACCAUUAAUUACUUAUAAAUGUUCAUCAAAAUUAAAUUUUUUCUUAUGUUCUAUUUAUACACCAAUGUGUGAUGUAAAUACACAUUAUUUAAUUGGACCAUGUCGUCCAUUAUGUGAACAUGUACGUGCAAGAUGUGCACCAUUUCUUAGAGUAUUUGAUUUUAAUUGGCCAGAAAAUUUGAAUUGUUCACGAUUUCCUAUAAAAAAUAGUGUUGGUGGUGCAAUGUGUAUGGAAGGUCCAGAAGAUUUAGAAGAAGAUAUAAAUUCAUUGAAAAGUGCAAUUAGUAGUAGUAGUAUUAAUAAUAAUAAUCUAGAAUUAAAUGAUAAAUUCAAUAAACCAAAUCAUAUAGAUCUACCAUUAGAUCCAUCUAUGAAACAAAUGUUACAAGUAAUCAAUUUAAACAAUGAAAAAUCAAUAACAAUCAAAUAA
Schistosoma mattheei is the source of this 492-nucleotide messenger RNA. Lineage: Eukaryota; Metazoa; Platyhelminthes; Trematoda; Strigeidida; Schistosomatidae. The record is from the annotation of a GenBank genome assembly.